Molecule: messenger RNA, 2169 nt
Organism: Vicia faba (fava bean)
Lineage: Eukaryota; Viridiplantae; Streptophyta; Magnoliopsida; Fabales; Fabaceae
Source: the annotation of a GenBank genome assembly
AUGAAAAAAUGGAUGUGUUUGGUGAUGGUGUUGUUAAUAUCGUUGAAAUCAACUGAACAAGGCUUUGGAGUUAAAGCUGCAGAAGAAGUAACAUACGAUGGAAGAUCCCUUAUCAUCAAUGGCCACAGAAAUAUUCUCUUCUCUGGUUCUAUUCAUUACCCCCGCAGCACCCCUCAGAUGUGGGGAGACUUGAUAGCGAAAGCAAAACAAGGAGGAUUGGAUGUUAUACAAACGUAUGUGUUUUGGAAUCUUCAUGAACCUCAACCCGGCAAGUAUGAUUUCAGCGGCAGAUAUGACUUGGUGAGAUUCAUAAAAGAAAUUGAAGCUCAAGGACUCUAUGUUUGUCUUAGAAUUGGACCCUUCAUUGAAAGUGAAUGGACAUAUGGAGGAUUCCCAUUUUGGCUACAUGAUGUCCCUGGCAUUAUUUACCGAACAGACAAUGAGCCAUUUAAGUUCUACAUGCAAAAUUUUACAACAAAAAUUGUGAAUAUGAUGAAAGAAGAGGGUUUAUAUGCUUCACAAGGAGGCCCAAUUAUAUUGUCACAGAUUGAAAAUGAAUAUCAAAACGUCGAAAGAGCAUUCGGUACCGCAGGAUCACACUAUGUUGAAUGGGCUGCGAAAAUGGCAGUAGGCCUUAAUACGGGCGUACCGUGGGUUAUGUGCAAGCAAACAGAUGCUCCUGAUCCUGUGAUAAAUACAUGCAAUGGUAUGAGAUGUGGAGAAACUUUUACAGGACCAAACUCCCCUAAUAAGCCUGCAAUGUGGACAGAGAACUGGACAUCAUUCUAUCAAGUGUAUGGUGGAUUGCCAUAUAUACGGUCUGCUCAAGACAUUGCAUUUCAUGUCGCUCUUUUUAUCGCAAGAAACGGAAGCUUUGUCAAUUACUAUAUGUAUCAUGGUGGAACAAACUUUGGGAGAACGGGUUCGGCUUAUACUAUAACAGGUUAUUAUGAUCAAGCACCGCUCGAUGAAUAUGGUUUGUUCAGACAACCAAAGUAUGGACAUCUCAAGGAGUUGCAUGCUGCAAUCAAGUCUUGUUCAACCACUUUAUUACAAGGAGUGCAGAGGAAUUUCUCUUUAGGUGAAUUGCAGGAAGGUUAUGUUUUUGAAGAAGAGAAUGGAGGAUGUGUUGCAUUCCUUAUAAACAAUGAUAUACAAAACAAUGUUACUAUCCAAUUUCGCAAUAGUUCAUAUGACUUGCUCCCCAAGUCAAUAAGUAUCUUACCAGAUUGUCAAAGUGUGGCUUUCAAUACUGCAAAUAUCAGUACAACCAGCAACAGAAGGAUCAUAACUUCAAGACAAAAUUUCAGCUCAGUUGAUGAAUGGCAACAAUUUCAAGAUGUGAUUCUGAACUUUGAUGACACUUCAUUAAGAUCAAACUCAUUACUUGAGCAAAUGAAUACAACUAAAGACACUUCUGAUUAUCUUUGGUAUACUCUUAGGUUCGAAAACAAUUUAUCUUGCAGUGCUCCAAUACUUGUUGUUCAUUCUGCUGCUCAUGUUGCCCAUGCUUUUGUGAACAACACUUUCAUCGAAGGUGUGCAUGGAAACCAUGAUGUGAAGUCAUUUACAUUAGAGGUUCCGGUUAUAUUAGACGAAGGAACAAACAACAUCUCGAUUCUCAGCGUUAUGGUCGGACUUCCAGAUUCGGGCGCAUUUCUAGAAAGAAGAUUUGCUGGUUUAAUGAAUGUAGAACUUCAGUGCAGUCAAGAAGAGACUCUUAAUUUGAACAACUCUACAUGGGGAUAUCAGGUUGGAUUAGUUGGAGAGCAAUUAGAAGUAUAUGAAGAACAAAAUAGCAGAGACGUUAAAUGGACUCAACUAGGGGAUAUCAUGAUUGAUGAAACUACUCUCACUUGGUACAAGACAACAUUUGAGACACCGGAAGGAGAUGAGCCUGUUGUGUUAGACCUUAGCUCAAUGGGAAAAGGUGAGGUUUGGAUAAACGGACAAAGCAUUGGUCGCUAUUGGAUUUUGUUUCAUAAUUCCAAAGGCUAUCCUUCACAAUCAUUGUAUCAUGUUCCUCGGUCUUUCCUUAAAGACAGUGAAAAUAGUUUGGUUUUGUUUGAGGAAGGUGGUGGGAACCCUCUUGGUAUCUCAUUGAAUACAGUUUCAGUUACAGAUUUACAAGAUGAUUUUUCUAAGUUAUCACUUCCCACUUUUACUUAA